GAUGCAGGAGACUGGAAAUCUUCUCUGUGUAGCAUUAAUGCAAUACAGCAAGCUAGGUCGAUGUUAUUUUUUAACAAGGUGUUUAUUUGGCUCACUAUUCACUGUUUAUAUCAGUUAUCCAAAUAUAUAUUACUUGAACUGGAAUAAACAUGCAUUGGCUGUCAAGGAUGACUUAGCUUUAAGAGAGGAUGAGUCAUUUUUGGAUGAGAUCCGUAGAGCCCAGUCUUUCAAGGAGAAGGACCAGGGUUGUGUUUUUGAGUCUCCUAUGGUGUAUGACUUUUCCCUACAACUCCCACCAAGACCACAACCAGCAAUGCCAAAUAAUACCAGGGUCCAUGUCCCUUCCUGUGCUGGAGAAAAAGGGGGACAUCAUCUUCGGGGGACUCUUCUCCCUUCAUGACAUGGUGGUGGAGCCCAGUCUGUCCUUUACUUCUAAGCCUCUUCCAGCACAGUGCACCAGAUUUAACUUUCGGACUUUCCGUUGGAUGCAAACUAUGAUCUUUGCCAUUGAGGAGAUCAACAGAGAUGGCAAGCUCCUUCCCAACAUCACACUGGGCUAUAAGAUCUAUGAUUCAUGCAGUACACCCCAUCAGGCUCUGAAGGCUGCCAUGGAGUUAGUGGGGAGUGACAAGGAUUCAGAGAUUGAAGAAGAAACACAAAGUAAAGGCACCUGUCGUGGGAGCGUACCAGCAGUGAUAGGAGAUGGAGGCUCUACUCAGUCUCUUGUUGUGGCCCGUUUCCUGGGAGUCUUCCAUGUGCCACAGGUUAGUUAUUUCUCCAGCUGUGCCUGUCUCAGUGACAAAAAUGAGUUUCCUGCCUUUUUAAGGACCAUGCCCAGUGACUUUUUCCAGGUAGAUGCACUAGUACAACUUGUCAAGCAUUUUGGCUGGACUUGGGUGGGUGUGAUAGCAGGAGAUGAUGCCUAUGGCCGUGGUGGGGCAAACAUCUUUGUCAACGAGGUUAGAAAACUGGGUGCUUGCAUUGCCCUUCAUGAAGUCAUCCCUAAAAACCGAGCACAGACCACCAUUUCAUCUAUCGUUUCAAAGAUCCGCUCCUCUGGGGCUCGGGUCAUACUAGUGUUUGCUGUGGAACAAGAUGCAGCCGCAUUGUUUGAUGAAGCUCUCAGAGAGGGGCUGACUGGGAUACAGUGGCUGGCCAGUGAGGCCUGGAGCACAGCAGCUGUCCUCUCCACCCCCAAAAAGUACCACCAUAUCCUCCAGGGUUCUAUGGGAUUUGCCAUUCGGCGAGCAGACAUCCCCAGACUACAGGACUUUCUGCUUCGCUUGCACCCCUCGAGCCCAGAUGCCCUUGCAGAUCCCUUCCUGAAACCCUUCUGGGAAGAGGUGUUUCAGUGCAGCCUGGGUGUGCAGGAUGAAGGUCAAGAACAUAAUAACGAGGGUAAACCUCCAUGCUCUGGAGCAGAAGACCUGAGGAGUGUAAAGAAUAUCUAUUCAGAUGUGUCACAGCUAAGGAUUUCCUACAAUGUCUAUAAGGCCGUGUAUGCCAUCGUCCAUGCACUCAAGGCUAUGAGAAGCUGUGUGAAAGGAAAAGGGCCAUUUCAUCUGCAGGCCUGCCCAGAUACAGACAAUAUACAGCCAUGGCAGCUACUUCAUUACAUAAAGCAGGUGGAAUACUUGAACUCAUUUGGUGAUGAAACCAAGUUUGAUGAAAAUGGUGACCCUGCAGCCAUGUAUGACCUUGUGAACUGGCAGCUAAGUCCCAAAGGAGAAAUGGAGUUUGUCACAAUUGGCAAAUUUGAUGAGACGACCUCAGUAGGAAAGCAAAAACUCCAGAUCCAGGAAGAUAUGAUUGUAUGGAAUGGCAAUCAAACCAAAAUUCCCUUGUCAGUAUGCAGCAGCAUUUGUCCCCCAGGUACCCGGAAGGCAAUCAGACCUAACUUCCCUAUCUGCUGCCAUGAUUGUGUGGUUUGCACAGCUGGGGAGAUUAGCAAUCAGACUGAUGCCAUAGAGUGUGUGCGCUGCCUGACAGAGUUCUGGUCCAAUGAUGGAAGGACAGCCUGUAUCCCCAAACAGGUGGAGUUCCUCUCCUUUAGCGACACCAUGGGCAUCACCCUGAUGGCUAUUUCUCUCCUUGGCUCCUUCUGCACCUGUGUUGUGGUGGUCAUAUUUUCUUGUCACAGAUCCACCCCGAUUGUCAGGGCCAACAACUCUGAGCUGAGCUUCCUGCUGCUCUUCUCCUUGACUCUGUGUUUCCUGUGUUCUCUGACCUUCAUCGGCCGGCCCUCUGAGUGGUCUUGCAUGCUGCGACACACGGCAUUUGGCAUCACCUUUGUCCUUUGCAUGUCUUGUAUUCUGGGGAAAACUAUAGUGGUGCUAAUGGCCUUCAAGGCAACACUUCCAGGCAGUAAUGUAAUGAAAUGGUUUGGGCCUGCACAGCAAAAGGCAAUCAUUACCCUUUGUACACUGGUCCAGGUAAUAAUCUGUACAGUGUGGCUGGUUGUUGCUCCUCCCACUCCACACCGACUGAUCCCACGCGAAAGCGUUAUUGUCAUUCUCUUGUGUGAUGAAGGUUCACCUGUAGCAUUCGCUCUCGUCCUGGGCUACAUCGGCCUGCUGGCCUGCCUCUGCCUUCUCUUGGCCUUCCUGGCAAGGAAGCUGCCAGAUAACUUCAACGAGGCAAGGCUCAUCACUUUCAGCAUGCUCAUUUUUUGUGCGGUGUGGAUAGCCUUUGUUCCUGCCUACAUUAGUUCUCCAGGGAAGUACUCCACAGCCACAGAGGUGUUUGCUAUACUGGCCUCCAGUUAUGGACUGCUGGGCUGCAUCUUUGCACCAAAGUGCUACAUUAUCCUACUAAGGCCAGAAAAGAACACAUGGAAACACCUGAUGUCGAAAGCUGCCACUGACAAAUUCUAGAACAUCAUCUUUAUUUCAUGCACAUAUGGACUUCUGUCUCUGGCUUUUCCCAGAUUAAUACAAUAAAUAUAAUAACAUUACUUCGAAAUGUGUGAUUUUGUGGGGAAAAAGUAUGACAGUGGUGGUAGAGACAGUGUUUAUAGACUUCCUGUCCUUGAAUAUGAACACUCACAUUUCACCACUAGAUGGUAGAAGUGUGCUGUUAAUGCUGCCUUCUGUCAUUCAUCAUGGCCCAUCAGAAAAUGCACCACCACACACCAUUUUCCUAACCAAGAACUUUCCAUAAUGUUUUUGUAACUUGCCCUGUACAUUCUUUUCACUUCUAUUUUCUCACCUAUGGUUUAGUUAAAGAUCUUUUACUUUAUUUUGCUCAGUGGUGUAGAAAAAAGUAGGCAGUACAAUCACAGAAACAAUACAAAAAGCAGUGCAUCAUCAUUAAGAAGUGAUGUUAUCCUGUAAACCCCCUAUAGUCAGUUUCAAGACCUCAAGAAAAAACAGUCAACCAUUUACAAAAAAGCAUUCUCAAAUCAAAUGAUUUUAUUUCUCCAGUUUUAUGACACUCCUUUGACAUGCUCAGUAGAAAUGUGAAGGACAGCUCAUUGCUAGCACUGAAUGGGAUUUGGCAGCAGUGUCCAUGCUGAUUUGACCCGAGAUAGAGUGAUGAGGCCCAGGGUCUCUGAGGUAUGCUCUGUGGAAAUCCCAGCUGUCAUUGGUUAAUUAAACCCUCAUACUCCAGAGGCCUUUACAUAUAAACAUCACGCCUGGCUGUUCCUUGCAAUAACAAACUAAAAACGUCAGACAUUUUUUCCAGCUCUCCACAUCUGCUCUCAGGCUAACAUUGAUUAUCCACCACUGAUUGAUCUGUUGUUCCUCCCAAGGCAGAGGAAUAAAUUGGAAGAUGGAGAGACAUCGGGUCUCCAACGUCCAUCAGGGACAGACAUGAGGAAAAGGUGUAGGGAGGGGCAGAUGGAAAGCAGUGCUUUAUUGACACUGUAUUACUCGAUUUACAUUUAUUUCCAACCUUCAUUCUUCCUAGCCUUUGCAUUUUUAACUCUCGUAUGUGCUCUCUUCUGCAUCAUAAAUUUCAAUGACUAUAAGACAGCGGAUUGAUUUCUGCUCAUAGUGCACAGUCUGUCUUUGUUUCAUUUCAAACAGUAAUCCUUCAGAUUGGAGCACGAUUUGCCUGAUUUAAUUAAGGAAACCAGAAUAGAUCACUGCCAUUCAGGGGUUAGAUCAUUUGAAUGAGAAAAUACUGUGUGAUAAUUUCUUCAAUAAAAUGACUGCGCCUUCAAAUUACAGGCACACAGACGUAAAAUGAAGUGUGCCCGGCUGUGAAAAAAUGUAUUAAAAAUGUGAGUGAGUGCGGAGGAAGUCCAGAAUUCAUAGAAAUCCAUUCCUUGAAAUACUGAAAAAAAGAUAACUUGACACAUGAUAACAUAGAUUUGCUGACAGCGUAGAGGUAAACACAGCAGGGAAGUUGAAAGAUGUAAUAACAGCAUGACUUCUACAGUACUUACGUGCAGCUUUCUACUCAAUCUUGUCAUCACUGAGUUUUUGUACUAGGGCAAAUGCUGACCAGAUGUGUGGACACAUGGGGGUUUACCUCAUCAAAGACAGAGAUUGGAGAAGUAAUACUUAACACUGUGUCAUGAACAUUAAGUAAUGAUAUCCCGGGGUGAAAAGAAGUGUUACUUAAGUUAACACUCAGUAUUGAGAAAGUAGUUUGUAGAGUUGUCAAGCAAAUAUUCUGUUGAGUGUCUUUCAAAUAGCUCUAUUGACAAUCCACUUGACUUCUACUUGACAACUACUUGAGACUUUUUUCCUCCGUGUGUUUGCACCUAACACCAGAAAUCCAGGGGGUAAAUUACAAUUGCAGCAUUUAGUUUCAGUUUGACAAGCACCAUUUUUAUAAGUUUUCAAGGCAACGUAUAAAGAUGUCAGAUAUCUCUUGCAUGGAUUGCUGAUUCAUCACAGUCAUUAACACUGAAAAAAGAUUAAUUAUGACAAGGGGAAAGGUCUUAAAAGUAUGACAAGACAUGCAAAAUAAAACGGAAACUUAUCAGCAAAAGAGAACAUAUGCACAGCUAGACCAAUACCAAUAUUAGGCAUAAGAGCCACUUAAGCACAUAUUUAUAUUUGGUAACAAUGUCUGUGUUGGUAUGACAUAUUAUAUUGGAUUUGAUGUUAUCUAAGUUUACACAACAUUCUCCUUGUAUUUGAAUAGUGUAUAGUAGUGGACUAUGCCAUGGAUAUGUUUAUAGUUACUAUUAUUUCUGUGUUAGCUGUGUCUGUAGUUCUGUGUUUUAAGUGAGAGCAUAUAGGAAUAGGGCAUCAAGUCGAUAGUGGGCUGGACAAGAGUUAAC
Molecule: messenger RNA, 5236 nt
Organism: Epinephelus moara (kelp grouper)
Lineage: Eukaryota; Metazoa; Chordata; Actinopteri; Perciformes; Serranidae
Product: extracellular calcium-sensing receptor-like
Exons: 11
Coding region: 189-2873 (894 amino acids)
Biological process (GO): G protein-coupled receptor signaling pathway
Cellular component (GO): membrane
Molecular function (GO): G protein-coupled receptor activity
Source: RefSeq, a predicted model, not a curated record